This is a messenger RNA of Verticillium nonalfalfae, 795 nucleotides long. RefSeq names its product Proteasome subunit beta type-6 (gene PRE7). Lineage: Eukaryota; Fungi; Ascomycota; Sordariomycetes; Glomerellales; Plectosphaerellaceae. Gene Ontology annotation, cellular component: proteasome core complex. The transcript is spliced from 2 exons. Bases 1 to 795 code for a protein of 264 amino acids. The record is from RefSeq and is a predicted model, not a curated record.
AUGGCCGCAAUGUUCAGCCAAAACCCCCUGAUGAAUGGGCCCAACUACUCCUUCUCCGAUGCCCCCAAGUCCGCGCACGGCGAGCACAGAGAGCACCGCUUCAACCCAUACACCGAUAACGGCGGCUCUACGCUGGCCAUCGCCGGAGCCGACUUCGCGAUCGUGGCUGGUGACACCCGUAGCACAUCCGGAUACAGCAUCAACUCUCGAUACUCUCCCAAGGUUUACAAGAUUGGCGGCACAACAUCUAACCAAGAUGAUGCGACCAUUCUCCUGUCAGUUGUUGGCUUCGCAGCCGAUGGCGAGGCUCUCAAGGAGCGGCUGGAUGCCAUCUGCAAGAUCUACCGUCACCGCCACGGCAAGGCCAUGAGCGUCACGGCGUGCGCCAAGCGUCUCUCUACGAUACUCUACCAGAAGCGCUUUUUUCCUUACUACGUCUACGCCAUUCUCGGCGGUCUCGACGAGAAGGGCGUCGGUGCCGUCUUCUCGUACGACCCCGUGGGCAGCUACGAGAGGGAGCAGAGCAGGGCUGGCGGUGCUGCUGCCAGCCUGAUCACGCCCUUCCUUGACAAUCAAGUCAACUUCAAGAACCAAUACGUUCCAGGCAGUGGCGUUGGACAUGAGCUGAAGGAGAGGGAAGUGGUGCCCUUGGAGCGCAAGGAGGCCGAGAUCUUGGUCAAGGAUGCGUUUGAUGGCGCAGUGGAGCGUCACAUUGAGGUCGGUGACGCGCUGCAGAUGAUGGUCAUUACCAGCAAGGGCAUUGAGGAGAUUCUGCUACCCCUGAAGAAGGACUAA